This is a messenger RNA of Striga asiatica, 465 nucleotides long. Lineage: Eukaryota; Viridiplantae; Streptophyta; Magnoliopsida; Lamiales; Orobanchaceae. The record is from the annotation of a GenBank genome assembly.
AUGUCGGAUAAAUCCAAUUACUUGAGGAAUAAAUUGUUGCUCAAAUCCACUGGCAUAGGGACGGAGAAUAAAUUGUUGCCCAAAUCCAAGUACUUGAGGAAGGGAAAGUUCAGAUCCUCCACGAUCAGGCCGCUGAGCUUUGACGAGCCCGCCGGUGAUUUUGGGGAAUCGGCAGGCAGGGGGAUGACGGCAAGAUCUGCCCAGGAAUCGAGCAUCGGAUGUGCAUGGUCUGUCGCAACGCUAGACUUCAAAGAGCUUGAGUCUCUGUUGGCUCGUGGUCGCCUUCACGACGUGAGGAAGUCGCGAUGUCGGGGCGUGGCGGUUCUCGCGGCGCGACGCCUGGGUCGUCUGCCCUCUCUGUUGCCUCGUGAACAGCAUCGCAGCGGCGUGAGGUGCUAUUGUUGCGGCAUGCGUGGCCUUCGCGGCACGACGUCUGGGUCGAUUGUCCCCUCUGUUAUCUCGUGA